GACCUAACGUGGGAGGGUUCUUUUCGCUCGAAAUUUUCUUCUUUUUUUCUGUUUCGUCUUUUUUACUGUCUGACGAACAUAACGAGGUUUAGGUGUUUGUUGUACUCCCCGCAAUAAUCCCAGUGAGCUGACGGGAGCGAGUAGCAUUAGCAGGCCAUUUUGUCGUUCGUGAACGUGCUGUUUAGAGCAAAAGACCAGGAGUUGCUCCCGUUACAUUUAUUAUUCUUUUUAAUUUACAACUGGGGGUUUUCCCUCUCAUCAUGGAGGGCUAGACCCCGCAAAGGAGAUGCCCUGAAGGAGAUGGAGAGGUUUGAGAUGUUUCUCGUCUAUCUGUAUAUGUGAAUUUUUAUUGGGUCUCCUGCAGUGGUGCCUUGACUUUUCAUUGCCCUCGGCACGUUGAUUCUCGUUCCUCUUUAUUUCGUUUAGCAUCGUGUGUUAGCGCCGAGCAACAGGAGUUUUUUAAGACAUACAGCAGCUAAUGUGGCUUUACUUUGUUUAGUUUUCGAGUAAAUUUCGACUAGGAGUGGAAAUAAAGAGCUUGAAGCCUCUUUUUUUGGUGGGUGAAAAAUUGUCUGUCAAAUUGAUUUUUUUUUGAAGUUCGCCGCAACCCUAGCUGCUGUAUCAAAAGAAAAAAAUAAGUUGAGGCAACGCUGUAUUGUUUGAGUUCAACAUGUGCGUGCCAAAUAUACGUAACGUUGAUGUGGAUCCUGGCUGAUUUGGUAUUCCCCCCCCUCCCUCCCUCCCUCCCACCACUCAUUGAGGAUGCAUAGGUGGUACGGCUUUUGUCACUUCCAUUUCGUUUUUGCUGUCUGCUCUCCUUUGUGAGAGUGAGUGAAACAUCUCAAACAUCUCCCCCUCACGAGGGGCAACUCCACUUUCCUUGCUCAUCUUCAUCACCCGAAAACAUGGACACUCUCCCUCAACUCAAGAACAAUCCGUUUCUGUUGGGCCUCUGUCGCAGCGGACCCCCGCCUGACCUGCAGUAUGAUAACUCCUCAGAACUGUUCCGCAUCUCCACCUUUGCCCGCUUCCCGGCAUCGGGCGUCAGCGAGCGCAGCCUGGCUCGCGCCGGCUGGUUCUACACGGGCGUCGGCGACCGCGUGCAGUGCUUCCGCUGCAACGUGACGGCCGAAGGCUGGCUGGCGGGCGACUGUCCCGCCGAGAAGCACCGUCAGCUGUCGCCAUCCUGCUCUUUCGUGCAGAGCCUGCCAUCCGCCCCCAACCUGCUCUCCUCUUCGCACUCGGCCUUCUCGCCGCUCCGUGUCGCCACCGGCGUACCGCUCCCCGCUCCGGGCCCGGCCGCCUCGAACCCAGCAGGAGGUGCGGGUGAGGAGCCAGCGGGCUACCUGAACAUGGGAUUCUCAGGUCCGCCGCCGCCCUCCAGCCCUCUGAGCUCUCGCGGCGUGGAGGACAUGUCGCACCAGCGGCCUGCCUGUCACAACCCGGCCAUGCGGCGCGAGCAGGACCGCCUGGAUUCGUUCCACGCAUGGACGCUGUCCAUCAUCACGCCCGCCGAGUUGGCCAAAGCAGGCUUCUACUUCCUGGGGCUGGGCGACCACGUGGCCUGCUUCAGCUGCGGUGGGCAGCUCAGCAACUGGGAGCCGGGCGACCGCGCAUCGUCAGAGCACCAGCGCCACUACCCCAACUGCCGCCUAGUGCGGGGUGACCGGACCGACAAUGUGUCGCUGACGGGGGCGCCGCCCUCCUCCUCGUCAUCAUCGUCGUCUUCGCAAUUGCCGUCCGCCGCUCUCAACAACGUGUCCAACCCGUCCAUGCGGCAGAAUGACGAGCGGCUGCUCACCUUUGUCAACUGGCCCACGCGCAUCCCUGUCAGGCCUGAGCAGCUGGCCAAGGCGGGAUUCUACUACGUCGGUCGCAACGACGACGUGAAGUGCUUCUGCUGCGACGGAGGUUUGCGCUGCUGGGAGUCGGGAGACGAUCCCUGGGUGGAACAUGCGAAAUGGUUUCCACGGUGUGAAUAUUUGCUGCAGGAGAAAGGUCAAGAGUUUGUGCACCAAAUUCAGGCGCGCUUCCCUCGACUCUUUGAGCAGCUUUUGACAAAUGGAGACAGCAGCUCCAGGGAGUUUGUGGAUCCACCAGUGGUGCACCUGGGCCCGGGCGAUGAGCGCUGCGAGGACGCGGUGAUGAUGAACACGCCCGUCAUCAAGUCGGCCCUGGAGAUGGGUUUCGAGCGCGGCCUGGUCAAGCAGACGGUGCAGAGCAAGAUCCUCAGCAGUGGCGAGAACUACCGCACCGUCCAGGAACUGGUCUCGGACCUGCUCAGUGCAGAGGAGCAGAAGAGGGAGGAGGAGCGCGAGAUGAUGGCUGAGGCCAUGGCAUCGGACGGUUUCACGUUUGUCAAGCGACACCAGGCGGCUCUAGUCCAGCGGCUCAAGAGUGUGGAGCCCGUCUUGGAACAUCUCAGAGAGCAAAAUGUGCUGAGUACGUAAACACUCACCUUUAGGACUUUGCUCUAAAAUUUAUUUUUUUCGAAAACUGAGUCUGGAUUCAUUCCCCCUCUUCAAAAGAAAAG
Molecule: messenger RNA, 2533 nt
Organism: Hippocampus comes (tiger tail seahorse)
Lineage: Eukaryota; Metazoa; Chordata; Actinopteri; Syngnathiformes; Syngnathidae
Gene: birc2
Product: baculoviral IAP repeat containing 2
Exons: 10
Coding region: 906-2450 (514 amino acids)
Biological process (GO): negative regulation of necroptotic process; negative regulation of apoptotic process; regulation of cell cycle
Cellular component (GO): cytoplasm; nucleus
Molecular function (GO): cysteine-type endopeptidase inhibitor activity involved in apoptotic process; ubiquitin protein ligase activity
Source: RefSeq, a predicted model, not a curated record